AGUACACGUACUGUAGAUGGGUAACGAGAAUAAGGUAAAAGAAAUCGGUAGCGUAACCGGAGGAUUAGUUGUUCGUUCGGGCCGGCCUAUCGAGGGAAAAAAGGAAAAAGACAUGGCUUAAAAGCAAGACGAUCGAGGCUUCAUACCGGUUUCUCCGGUGCUCCGCCCGUUCCCGUAACUAGGGCACAAUUCACGGGGGGUUCGUGAUCGCGGGGGGAACCGAUUUGAUUCUUACGACGGCCCACUUCAUUACCGGUAUGAUACGAUGCUCCACUCCAUUCCCUACAGUACCGGUAUUGCACCCCGCAAAGGUAUGAAUGAGUAUCUGGAACCAUAAUAACCUCUUCCUAAUCACACCCUAUCGUAACUUCCCUGCGUAGUUUUAUUUUUUUGCAAUCGAAUGGUGCCGCCGAUCCCCCUAAAAUAUAAUCUCAGAAACAAAGGUGGGCCACCGAAUACUCAUUCCCCGCGUCAGAUUAGAAUAGCCUUUGAAACCCGGUAGUGGAAAAGCAAGAAGGAAAAAAUUCGCACAAAUCGAAAACCUCCUGCGGUGCAGGUGCCUCGCUGGACACGGAACAUAUCUCCAUGGUAUGGCACUUGUGGUAAUUCCUUUUCUGUUUCCUUUUCAAGGUAUGAUAAUACAAGCAACCUUGCAGGGGGAGAGGUAUCCCAUAUCGGAAACACAACAUCUUUCAUGUUCUCUCUCUUUUGUUUUUCCCCCCUCCCUUUCAGCGCCGAAAUACUCGUAUCAUAUUGUGGCUAACUCCGGAUCAUUGUUAGCCCUAUAUCGCUCGUUGUAAGGCAGAUCUCAAAAUAUCAAGUUCCAUUCGAGUUCCAUGCAGUAAACCAGGUUUGGCCAGGAGAUGCAUUGACACAAGUGGAAGUGCGAAGCGUAUUUUUGAACUUGCUGAACUGAUUACGAACUCCACGCUUUGAGGAUUGUCAACCUUUUUUUUUUUUUUUUUGCUCUCCAAAACGCAGUUGUCGCGCAGAAUCACACCACCCACCCAAUCCACACACACUCUCGGCCAGCACCGGUCUUGUAUCUGAGCUUACUUGCCUGACGGACGCCAGAAUCUUGGGAAACUGCAUGAAGAAUGAAAAAGAAAAGAAAAUAUGAAAUAACAAUGGUAAUGAUAAUUGCGCAGGACCCGCGAAACGUGAAGCUGAGUCAAUUUCACAGGAAGCGAGCUCUGCAGAUAGCCGUAAGAAGCCGCAUUGUGCGAAGUAUAUUGUAAUACAGCACGAUAUGCGUAGGCCGUAACUAUAUAGCGUAAUUAGUUGCUUCGUAGUUGCUCCGCCAAUUAUGUAGGCGUGAUGAUACGGGAGCCCCAGUUGGCCAGUAAGGAAUACAACGGGCGCAAUUAUUGACAUAUAAUUCGCCUCUCGUUGUUGCUCCAGCUAUGUACUGUACCUCAGCAGGUAGAAUUAUCCUUUGCAUCGUGGCUGAUAUUACCGCCAUCUUCUUGCGCCUCUUUCGAGUUACUCUCCUAUGCGUAUCCGCUGCCCUUUCCCGAGCAGUCUGUGGGAGAAGGCGAGGAGAAAAAUGAUAAAGUGAAAACGUGAGGUGACGAUGCUGCAUUCCUGCAUACCCAGGGACCCGGUGGCCGGUCUGGACCCUGUGCGUGGGAUCGCCCGUCAUUCUCCAAGAACCGAGCCCUUGGUGCUUCACCACUGACAUCGGCACUUUUUUUUCUCUCCCCUACCCCUCGAGCCUAUUUCCGGCCGUUUCUUGACGGAGAAUGCCUUUCAAUAGUAUCACUUGCCGUGUCCGUGUCAAGCCUGUUAGGGGUCGGUUGUCAGCUCAAUUAUCCGUUUGUCAGAAGAAAAUUGCCUGCCGUACCUUACAUCACCCCCGGAGAUGUCGAGUGGGCAAAUCAGUACUCGAGUAUGAUACCUGUAUCAUGUUGCCUGGUAGUUGUUGCAGUUUUGUUGCGGGCGCGGGGGUCAGGGUGGGGAAUGAUUUUCUUUUGCCUUUUCGGGCCUAAUUUUCAUCAAAUUUUUUUCCCACGCCUUACCGGUUGGCUAUGAGACCCCACCGGGCUCCAACAACAACCGGCAGCAACCACAGCAGAUCAGACUUCAACAAAUACCCCAACAGUUCGCUUCGAUUUCCUUCAAUGACGCGGGCGAGGAAGAGGACGAAAAAGCCCGGGUCGAUCUUAUUGUCUAGACAUCGCAAUUUGCGAGGUGAUGGGUCAUCAGUCGUGGCUUCAAGGGUCUUAUCCAACACGUCAUCUUUAUCGUCAAAAGUCGGAAGAGCUCUCAUUCGGAACCACCAUACUUUGCAAAAGAGGCUCUCGCAAGCUCUAUCCAAAAAUGAUACCGAAACUGCAAACUCCAUCCGAGCGGAGAUCGAGGCAGACGGUGGGAUUGAGAGGUAUCAGCAGGCAAGCGUGCGUCUACUAUCGUCAUUGUCCCUGGAAUUAUUGUUCAACCCUUUUUUCGCUUAUGCGUGUGAUGUGAUGUGAUGGUCGUGGGGUGUGGGUGUAUACUGUACUUGUUAGUUACCGAUGGGGACCUGGCGUUGAGAGUUUGAUGAGUACUGUACAGGGGGGAGCGUGGAGGGAGGGGGGGGAGGAAAAAAGAGAGAUGAACACUUGAACUGAAUUGUGUGUUUCAUUUACAAUAGGUGUGCGGUCAAGGUAACCAACGAGGAGGGGAUUCCUCGAAGAUAUUGAUCGGUUGGUUAAGGGAAGUUAUUCAAUCGUCGACAAAUAAAAAGGUCACGAACAAAAGACUACGGCUCCUUGAGGUGGGGGCUCUACGCCCUGACAACGCGUGCUCAAGGUCGAACCUAUUCGACGUGACGCGGAUCGACCUCAAUUCACGGGAUCCAAGCAUUGAGGCACAGGACUUUAUGGAUCGACCUAUCCCUACUGCCGACAGCGAGAAGUUCGACAUCAUCUCACUGUCUCUCGUGCUAAACUACGUGUCUCUGCCAACAGCACGUGGGGAGAUGCUCGAGCGGACAACGGAAUUCCUGCGGCACACCUUGUUGGAGGGGGAUCAGGAAGAAGGGCCCAGCCGCGUGACGGAAUCAUUUCCAUCGCUAUUCCUUGUUCUACCUGCUCCGUGCAUCACGAACUCCCGUUAUCUGGAUGAGGAGCGAUUGGAGGGUAUGAUGGGAAGUUUAGGGUACCAGUUGGCCAGGAGGAAACUUUCAGCCAAACUGAUAUACCAACUCUGGCAUCACAUUGGCAAAGCUCGAUCUUCAGGACGACAGAGGGAGUUCAGCAGGAAGGGGGAAGUGAACCCGGGCAGAGCGAGAAACAACUUUGCCAUUCUGUUCCGAUAACUCGCCGCGAGGGGAGGGGGCUGCAAUUGGUCCGUCCAUUUGAAAGUUUUGUGUCAAGUGCUCUAACUAACCCCCAUUUAACCAUUACAGCCAUGUGAAAUUCUCGCCGCGUCAGGUAUCACGCAUCGCCCCAUCGAGCGGCAGUCUGUCGGACCCCCCCUCUCGCAUGCACGCGAGGAAGUUGUAGCUGCCGGAGGAGGUGUGAUACACCAGCAGUUGGGGGGAAACCUUUAUUCCAAAUCCGAACCAUGAUACUCGAGGCAAUUGAGUACCGUAACUGUG
Messenger RNA from Tuber aestivum (summer truffle), 3580 nucleotides. NCBI's taxonomy places the organism in Eukaryota, Fungi, Ascomycota, Pezizomycetes, Pezizales, Tuberaceae. The record is from the annotation of a GenBank genome assembly.